AUGUCUCAAUGGCAUGCCGAUACCUGCCGAAACCCUAGGGUCAUUGUGGGAGAUGCAGGGGUUCCUUCUUGCGAACAUUGCGGUAGAUCAGCUCAGGAAAUAUUGAAUGCUUUUCGCGCCGACAAAGAAACUCUCCCACUACCACCGGUUCCGCCGGAUGAGCCCCCUGGACAGUUGAAUCUUUGGUGGCCUCCUUCUGUAACAUAUACAUCAGCUUCUGGCUCUGGCAACGAGAGAGAGACAGACUCUGAAAGUCUGGAAGCCGAAACCCUAACUGAAGAGACAUUGUCGAAACCAUUAGAAAACCAGGUUCCUUGCCAGACAAACCUCAUAUAUGAGAAGGCACUUGCAUCAGAUGAAAUUCGCUUGGCCCGACUUGACUCGACAAGAACUGCGUCACAUUUGCAACCUGUUCAUAUAUCGUUCGAGAUUUUCAACGACAAGCGUCAUCCCGACUAUGAAACUGUUUCGUAUACUUGGGGAGGUGAAGAAAACAACUACACACAAAGCCAUCCCAUUUAUGUAGGUGACUAUUGGGACAUAAUCUACACUACUCGGAACUGCUGGGCUAUGUUGCGAUAUCUUCGCCCGCACCGCGAUACUCGGUUAAUUUGGGUCGAUGUCGUAUGCAUCAACCAAAGCGACAUGCAGGAAAGAUCGAGGCAAGUUUCUAAAAUGGGACAGAUCUAUACUCGGUGCAACCAGGUAGUGCUCUGGCUCGGGGACGAUGUUGUGAGUGACGAUUACGAAUCACUACCUUCGCGACAUCCUCUCCAUGAGAUAGACUUGGCAUCUUCACAGUCUCGGGUGCCGAUGGCCUCUCAAGAGACAAGUUUUGAACAACGUUCUGCUUUUACUGUGCUAGAAAAGCUUUUUCUAAGAAGAUACUUCACCCGUGUUUGGGUUAUCCAAGAGCUAGUGCUGUCCCCACGCAUCCUUGUUCCCUUUGAGGACAAGGUGUUUUGGGCAGACCCCUUCACUUCUGCUAGGAUUGAAGGGGCUCUCAACAAAGCGAAAACGGAGAAGAAAUGGUCUUGGAACAAUACAGCAGCGCCCUGGCUCCGGUUGAUGGCCCAGGGACUGUCACACGGCCAAUCCUGGUCCAAUGUCAUGACGCUCACAUCAAAAUCGAGAUCCUCUGACUCUCGAGAUGGCCUUUAUGGCAUAUUGGGUCUUUUUCCAGAGGGGCCUGAUGGUAUGCGAUUGGUCCCCGACUAUUCUAUCUCGUAUCAACAUAUGAUGAUGGGUGCUAUGGCUCAUGAGCUUAUUAAUGGAGGCAAUACUGGUUUUCUCUUCGCUGCGAGAGGCAUUUCACCGCCCCGAAAGGGAAUAUCAACGUUGCCAUCCUGGCUACCACCUUGGGAUAAUUGGAACGAGGCAGAGAGAAAACUAUUGCGAUCACCACUUCCUGUUAGCCACCAGGGUAAGGCAAUCGAUGAAAAGAAGAUAGUAUUGCUAUCGGAAGAGCAAGCCGAGUUCAGUGGAGAGAAUUUUGGUUAUUUUCGCUUUGGCCCAGUUUCGCCAGGGUGCGACAGAAAACAUUGGAAUGAUCAUGCCACGAUCGACCGCAACACGGGGAGUCUCUCACUUUGCGCGAUCAAACUAGUCACCAUUAGAUCGGCGUUUCGGAAGGAUUCGGCGAAAUAUCUUCCGCAGCCUUCAUAUAAAGCCAAGCUGAAGGGCAUUGGAAGCGUCUAUGUGACAAGUGAACACGACCUUACGUCAGUGGCGAAGGAAGGUGACGAGAUUUUUAGUCUCUAUCCCGCCUUUACCAAAGGCAAUGAAGAACCAGAAUGUUCCGUGUAUUUGCUCCUCCGCAGGAUCUCACAACAACAGUUUAAGCUGGUCGCUGGGUUGUCAUAUUUGUAUUUCUCCUGUGGGAAUUUGGAAGUCUUCAGAGAACUACCUUUCCAAGGCGUCCGGGAAAGCCUAAGUCAAAGCAUUUCCGUUCUUAAGCAAGUAUGGAACCUGCCGUUACAUACCUUUGAUGAAGGUUUGAAAUCAGAAAGGUCCUUUGGUCGAAUCAUAGAAAAAGCUUUCCCUGGAAAUGAUGGUGUCCCUUUCCAUUUCAUCGUGCCCAUCAUAUUAGGAUAUGAGGGCUUCGGCAAGCUUCACCAGAAUCCAGUCGCCCGUAAGUUGCAACCAAGGGUGGUUAACGACUAUCUCGAACUUACCUUCGGUUCCGAUGACUGGACCACAUUCAAGAGCACAUAUUCAAGGAAGAAGCCACUUUACUACCCUCAUCGACCUAACACUGGUUGCCUGUACUGGGAACAGGAAACUUUGAAGAUCAAACCCCAAGACGAAGCUGCUAGCAGCGGCCAGCAGGAAGAGUUUAAAUCAGGUGUUAAAGUUCGACUGCUUUUGGAACAUGUCAAUAAACUCUUCCGUAUGAUUGACGACCAUUUGAGGAUCAGCGGGAUAUGGGAGUCGAUUAAUGUGACAAAUCCCAGGGGCUCGUGGGAAGAACUACUUCAAGCUGAUGCGCUUUUUGGAGAUGAUAUCGGCACUGUUGAAGUAAGAGGCGAGUAUGCUGAAAUGUUCGGUAUCUGCGGGUUAAGUGGUGUUGAAUCUCGAAUUGAGAUUCUGUAG
This is a messenger RNA of Colletotrichum truncatum, 2592 nucleotides long. RefSeq names its product heterokaryon incompatibility protein HET-6-like protein. The record is from RefSeq and is a predicted model, not a curated record. NCBI's taxonomy places the organism in Eukaryota, Fungi, Ascomycota, Sordariomycetes, Glomerellales, Glomerellaceae.